Molecule: messenger RNA, 922 nt
Organism: Bubalus bubalis (water buffalo)
Lineage: Eukaryota; Metazoa; Chordata; Mammalia; Artiodactyla; Bovidae
Gene: BST2
Product: bone marrow stromal cell antigen 2
Exons: 5
Coding region: 50-580 (176 amino acids)
Biological process (GO): innate immune response; defense response to virus
Cellular component (GO): cell surface; Golgi apparatus
Molecular function (GO): metalloendopeptidase inhibitor activity
Source: RefSeq, a predicted model, not a curated record
GGCAGUCCUAGCCCAUAGGGUUCCAGCAGUUCAGGAUGCUACUACUUCUAUGCACUACAGACCAGUGUCCACGGACACUGAGGAGGACAUGAAUGAGUUCGUGAUGCCCAUAGACAAAGACAAACCGCUGUGUGGCCGCAAGCUGCUGCUGUGGGUGGGGGUCCUGCUGCUCCUGGUGGUGGUGGGGCUGCUUGUGCCCAUGAUCUACUUCGCUGUCAUGGCCAACAGCAAGGCCUGCGUGGAUGGCCUCCAAGCUCAGAAGGAGUGUCAGGAGGUCAACCAACAUGUGCAGCGCCAGCUAAACCAGACCCAGGAAUUCUCACAUAAGAAGGAAGCCGAAGCUGCCACCUGCAACCAUACUAUGGUGACCCUGAGGGAGUCUCUGAAGAAGGAGCAGGCCCAGGUGGCAGAGUUUCAGGGAAAGUUGAAGAUAUUGAACCAAAAUCUGAAGGACGCGUUGGCCGAGGUGGAGCGACUAAGAAGACAGAGUGAGACCUGCUCCAAAAACAACGCGUCCAGCUGCUCGAGCUUCCUAUUCGUUGUGAUCGCGGUCUUGGUCCUCAACGCUCUGCUGACAUGAGAUCCCAGGAAGCCGGCCGGCCAUAACCUGGACUGGUCCGGCUCCCUCUCUGCUUCCCUGUGUGAGGCUUCCUGACUCAGCCAGUUCUGAGGGGACCACAUGGCAACACGGUUGUGGGGGGUGGGGGGAUGGGGUAACCUAAGGGGUCCAAAUGGGCCGGCUCUGGAGGGAUGUCUUUUGUCGAGAAGUAAGGGGUUGUCCCAGUCUGCCCUAGAGUUGGGGAGGGCUCAGGGGUGAGGCGUGGGGCACCUGCUUCUUGCUGACACGGUUUCUAGAAAGUCACUUUCUUCUGGCGUCAUUUGGCUCCAAAAAGUAAACACCCCUUUGGGGGGAAAAAUUGUA